UAAAAAGCUAGUCGUUACAAACCAGUAUAAAAUAAAAUAUAAAAAGCCUAGAUCACCAAAUCUUUUUUAUUCAUUACAAGAACAAGAAAAUGGAGAAAACAAUUCUGAUCACGUUUCUUCUCAUAGCCACCACAUCAAUGGUUUCUCAAACUCUAGCUCAAGAAGAAGAAGAGAUCAUUCCAAUGUCUUCAUUAGCAUACGAACCAACUGCAGCUUACGAGUACGACCACGAACUCCUACACCACAUGACGACACAACGCAUCAAUUUUCUCCAAGAUUGUUCCGAUAAAAUGAGCUCGAAAUGCGGCGUCGAGAUGGCAAAAGGAUUGAUCAACGACAAGCCAGUGUCGGAGGAAUGCUGUGAGAACUUUUUGAAGAUUGGAAGAGAUUGUCACGAAGGACUCAUGAAUUUUGUCUUUGCCACUUAUGAGCUAAAAGAUGUUGCUAAUGAGAUUCUUCCAAGGAGCAAGAAGAUGUGGAACAAAUGUGUUCAGACCACUGCUCCUAAGAUUGGUGCUCCUCUCGCUUUUGAAACUUGAUUCUUGAAUGAUUGAUAACAAUUUUAUAAUUUUUUUAUUAGACAUAAAGAUUAUGGUGUGCAACCAAAAAUAAAAAUUAUAAAAUUAUA
Molecule: messenger RNA, 628 nt
Organism: Camelina sativa (false flax)
Lineage: Eukaryota; Viridiplantae; Streptophyta; Magnoliopsida; Brassicales; Brassicaceae
Source: RefSeq, a predicted model, not a curated record